CCCACAGUAGCGAUGGUGGGAAUGAGUGUUCUCAGGUCUGCCGCUGCUUUUGCAGCCAGACUGAGUCCUCUGAAAUCUGGAAAUAAUGCGGCAAAGUUCCUCACCCGAACAAUACCCCGGACAGAGAAAGCGGCUGUUCGUUGGGGUCAUGGAAAGAAAAUGUUUGUCAUCAAACCCUCUGACUACUAUGACAAGAGAUUUCUGCGCUUACUGCAAUAUUAUAUCCUGCUGACUGGCAUUCCUAUGGCUGUCAUUGUCACAUGUGUGAAUGUCUUCAUUGGUGAGGCAGAGCUAGCUGAAAUUCCAGAGGACUACGAACCCGAGCACUGGGAGUACUACAAGCACCCCAUCACCAGGUGGAUUGCACGGACCUUCUAUGAUUCUCCAGUGAAGGACUAUGAAAAGAUGAUGGCUGCGAUCCAAAUGGAGAAAGAAAAGUCAGACAUGAGACUGACACAGUUGGAGGUGCGUAAACAAAUGAGGCAGAGGGGAGACGGUCCAUGGUUCCAUGUGAACACCCUCGACAAGGAACUCAUUGACAACAGCCCCAAGGCAUCACCCGACUCUUAAUCCAGAUGUGUCUGCUGUCAGUACAUCAUGCCGAUCAAGCUCACCGUUUGUACAUUUCUUCCCUUUCUGCGUAAAUAAAGUAUCUAUACGUACUCUAA
Molecule: messenger RNA, 668 nt
Organism: Chelmon rostratus (copperband butterflyfish)
Lineage: Eukaryota; Metazoa; Chordata; Actinopteri; Chaetodontiformes; Chaetodontidae
Gene: ndufb5
Product: NADH:ubiquinone oxidoreductase subunit B5
Exons: 6
Coding region: 13-570 (185 amino acids)
Source: RefSeq, a predicted model, not a curated record